GACUCAGCCAAUUUCCCCCUCUGCUGCUGAGAAAUGGAGGCCGAAGGAGUGAAGAAGGAGGUUCAGUUAUUCCAGAAGUGUUCAUUGACCCCCUAAUCUAUGCUAGCUACUGGGGGUGAGGGGGCAGACAGGAAAGAGAUCCCCAGGGGUUCCAGCCUCCCAGGGGCUCAGGUCACUAAUGGAAGUGGCCGGGCUUGUCUACGUGCCUGACCAACAGCCACUGGCGAGGCGAGGCGAGGGUCAGUUAGGGCUGGUGCCAGGAAGAGGGCCGGUUCUUCGGCUCCUUGGUCUCCCGCCAUCUAGCCCAAGCUGACCAGCAGUUGACCUGGCUCCCCUGGCCCCGGCCAGGCCUCGUGGACCCUUCAUUUGCAACAAGGUACAGGGGCAGGGGAGGAAGGCUGGCGGGGAGUCGGGUCCUGGGAGCUCCUCGAAGGGGCCUGUCCUGGUCUCCGUGUCCAGGACCCCCGCCGCGACUUCCUCCCGAGACCUCACGGGCCUCGCCCGACGGGGCGCCGCCACAGACACCAGGCCCGCCGAGGGAGCGGACGCGGGGCCGGCCCUGGGGCGGGCACUUGAGGCCCGGCGCCCCCCGGCGUCUCGGAGCCGCGCUGCCCGGGCCGGGCCGGGGGAGGGACAGCAGCAGGUGACGACGGCCUGGCCACCGGCUAUAAAUAGGGGCGCGCGUCAACCGCGGGCGGGAGCGGCGGCGGCGGGCAGGGGCCGGGAGGCCGGGCCUGGAGGGAGGGCGAGGCGGCGGCGGGUGCGGGCCGGUGGUCGGGGAGGGCGGCGUCAUGGGGUCGCGGAGGGCCCCCAACCGAGGCUGGGGCGCGGGCGGGAGGUCGGGGUCGGCGGGCGACGGCGAGGACGACGGCCCGGUGUGGAUCCCCAGCCCAGCCAGCCGCAGCUACCUGCUCAGUGUGCGGCCCGAGACCAGCUUAUCAAGCAACCGGUUGUCUCACCCCAGCUCUGGAAGGAGCACCUUCUGCUCCAUCAUUGCUCAGCUCACAGAGGAGACCCAGCCGCUAUUCGAGACCACACUCAAGUCCCGGGCUGUGUCCGAGGACAGCGACGUCAGGUUCACCUGCAUUGUCACAGGAUACCCAGAGCCAGAGGUGACCUGGUACAAGGAUGAUACAGAGCUGGACCGCUACUGUGGCUUGCCAAAAUAUGAGAUCACUCAUCAGGGCAACCGCCACACACUGCAGCUGUACAGGUGUCGAGAAGAAGAUGCCGCCAUCUACCAGGCCUCUGCCCGGAACAGCAAAGGCAUUGUGUCCUGCUCAGGGGUCCUGGAGGUGGGCACCAUGACCGAGUACAAGCUCCACCAGCGCUGGUUCGCCAAGCUGAAGCGCAAGGCUGCCGCGAAGCUGCGCGAGAUCGAGCAGAGCUGGAAGCACGAGAAGGCUGCGCCUGCGGAGGCAGACACGCUGCGCAAGCUCAGCCCCGACCGCUUCCAGCGCAAGCGCCGGCUGAGCGGGGCCGAAGCGCCAGGCCCCGCGGUCCCUACCAGGGAGUCCGAGGGUGGGGCCCUGGCGGCUUGGCAGGAGGGAGAGACUGAAUCUGCUCAGCACUCAGGUUUGGGCCUGAUCAACAGUUUUGCUCCUGGAAAAGUGACCACCAACGGGGAGGCUGCCCCCGAGAAUGGGGAGGACGCGGAGCAUGGCUUACUGACAUACAUCUGUGACGCCAUGGAGCUGGGGCCUCCGAGAGCCCUCAAAGAGGAGAGUGGGGCCAAGAAGAAAAAGAAAGAUGAGGAGUCCAAGCAGGGCCUAAAGAAGCCAGAGUUAGAGAAGGCAGCCCGAAGCCGCCGUUCUUCGGAAAAUGGCAUCCCCAACUCAGACGAGCCUGACUCCUGCGGAACUCGGGGGCACAUGGGCGUGGAGCAGGUUCAGACCCAGUCAAGAGGCAGGGCUGCACGGGGGCCUGGGUCCUCUGCCACAGAUGGCACCAGGAAGCCAGCCUCUGCUGGGGGCACUCCAGACAAGGCCCAGAAGGCCCCGGCCCCGGCCCUUGGCCCAGGCCCAGGCCAGGAAGUGUAUUUCUCCUUGAAGGACAUGUACCUGGAGAACACCCAGGCAGUCAGGCCUCUGGAGGAAGAGGGCCCCCAGCCCCUGAGUGUUCAGGAGCCUGGAGAGAGUCCCAAAGGGACAGCGCCCAUUAGGGCUAGAGGCGAGGGGGUGCCUGCGGCUCCUGGCCAACCCACACCCUCCUUGGCCCCCCAGCUGACCAGGCCUUUCAACAGAAAGAGAUUUGCCCCUCCAAAGCCCAAAGGGGAGGCCACCACCGACAGCAAGCCCAUUUCUUCUCCGAGUCAAGCUCCAGAAUGUGGGGCCCAGAACUUAGGGAAGGCCCCAUCUCAGGCCUCUGUCCAGGUGCCGACGCCUCCUACCCGGCGGAAACAUGGCACCCGGGACAGCCCCUUGCAGGGACGAGCAGGCCACAGGACUCCAGGAGAGAUCCUGGAAUCCCAGACAACCACGGCUCCUACCGUGUUGGCCAGCAGCAGCUCUGAUGGAGCUUCCGUUGGCUGUAGCACCUCUGGAAGUCAGGGUAUCAUUGAACCCAUGGAUAUGGAAACCCAGGAGGAUGGGAGAACAUCUGCUUGCCAGAGAACUGGAAGCAAGAAGAAUGUGCAGGCAGAUGGGAAGAUGCACGUGGAUGGAAGGACCAGGGGAGAUGGGACCCAGACAGCCCACAGGACACGGGAAGAUAGGAAGAUGCAGGUGGACGCUGGGACACAAGAAAGUGAGAGACCACAGUCAGCCAGGAGUUCACAGAAGGGGGAGGUGACAGAGGGAAGAGCAGAGACACAGCUAGAAGCAACAAAGGCAGGUAAGAAGAUACAGCAAGACAGGAAGGCUCAGGCAGAUGAGGGCACAGAGGAAGACAGAAGGAUGCGGGAAGAGAAGGGGAUGCAAUCAGAGGGGAGUGUGCCCACAGCCACAGAAGGUCAGUCAGAGCAGGAGGCAGUGACCAGCCUCGGCCCACCAUCCAGGGCCCGCGAACUCCCACCUACAGAGGGACCUAGAGCUACUCCGAUUGUUGAAUGUUUUGCACAGACCCCAGAAGGGCCUUGUGUCCCAGAAACCCCUGGUUUCCUGCCCAGAUCUGAGGAGGCAACAGUAACAGUCUCUAGGAACCACCAGCAAAGUGUGCUGGGUCCUCUGUCAGGGAAUCUCAGGCUCCCAGCACAGCUGCCCCUCAAGGGGAAUGUGAAGCAAGUGGGAGGAGAGAGAGGCCAAGGGCCACAGUCAUCAGGCCCAGUCGAGGCCAAGCAGGAGGACAGCCUGUUCCAGAGCCCCCAGGAGGAGCAGCCAGGGGGACUGCUGUGUGUGGAUCGGGGUGGCUGUCCUCCAGCUGGCCUGAGCCAGGAGGUGCCCACAAUACCUUCUCUUCCUGGAACUGGGCUGACUGCUAGUCUAAAGGAGGGGCCGAGAAGCACCCCGACUUCUCAGCACGGGAGCACAGCUGCCUUCCUACCCUCUGAAGACCAGGCCCUGAUGACUUCUGCUCCAACACUGCACCUGGGGCUGGAGACCCCCACUCAGAGUCACCCACCAGAGACCAUGGCCACUAGCAAUGAGGGGGCCUGUGCCCAGGUACCAGAUGUGGAGGGGCGGACCCCACGUCCUCGGAGCUGUGACCCUGGUCUCAUCGAUUCCUUGAAGAAUUACCUGCUUCUGCUGCUAAAGCUGUCCAGCACAGAGAUGAGUGGAGCAGGGGGAGAGUCCCAGGUGGGGGCGGCCGCCGGAGGUCUGGUGCCCUCAGCCACUCUGACCCCCACCGUGGAAGUGGCUGGGCUGAGUCCCCGGACUUCGAGGCGCAUCCUGGAGCGUGUGGAGAACAACCACCUGGUAGAGAGUGCACAGACCCUGCUGCUGAGCCCCUGUACCUCCCGCCGCCUCACUGGACUCCUGGACCGCGAGGUGCAGGCUGGCCGCGAGGCCCUUGCUGCUGCCCAGGGCUCCUGGGGUCCUGGGCCCAGCCCCCUCACUGUCCCUGCCAUUGUGGUAGAUGAGGAGAGCCCUGGGCUAGCCUCAGAAGGAUCCAAUGAGGGUAAAGGAGAGGUUUCCCUUGAGGGGCCUGGCCUCCUGGGGCUCUCUCAGGAGAGUGGCAUGGGUGGUCGGCUGGGGGAGGCGGGUGGGCUGGCAGACCCUGGGCAGGGACCCUCAGCAGUCAGCAGAGCCCAGGAACCCUCCCAAGGGGAGAAGGUCCCAGGGGAGGCUCUGAUAGGUCUCCCAGCAGCUACACCUGAGGAACUGGCUCUAGGGGCCCGGAGGAAGAGAUUUCUCCCUAAGGUCAGAGCAGCAGGAGAUGGGGAGGCAACCACGCCUGAAGAAAGGGAGAGCCCCACGGUUUCCCCCCGGGGGUCCAGGAAAAGCCUGGCGCCUGGGUCGCCGGGGACUCCAGGGCGGGAGAAACGUUCCCCUACGCAGGGCAGAAAGGCAAGCAUGCUGGAGGUGCCUCGGGCAGAGGAGGAGUUGGCCGCAGGAGACCCAGGUCCCAGCGCCAAGGCCAGUGAUCCGGACACAGAGCUGGCCCUGGAUGAAGGCAAGCAGGAGGCACUGGCCAAGCCCAGGAAAGCCAAAGACCUGCUGAAAGCCCCACAGGUGAUCCGGAAGAUUCGGGUGGAGCAGUUUCCUGAUGCCUCCGGUAGCCUGAAGCUAUGGUGCCAGUUUUUCAACAUUCUUAGUGACUCAGUCUUGACAUGGGCCAAGGAUCAGCACCCAGUGGGAGAGGUGGGCAGGAGCGCAGGGGAUGAGGGGCCGGCAGCCUUGGCCAUUGUGCAGGCCUCCCCCGUAGACUGCGGUGUGUAUCGGUGCACCAUCCACAACGAGCACGGCUGGGCCUCCACCGACUUCUGCCUCAGCCCUGAGGUGUUGUCAGGAUUCAUCUCCAGAGAAGAAGGUGAAGUUGGAGAAGAGAUUGAGAUGACCCCUAUGGUAUUUGCCAAGGGUCUGGCUGACUCUGGCUGCUGGGGGGACAAGCUCUUUGGGCGACUGGUAAGCGAGGAGCUCCGAGGGGACGGAUAUGGGUGUGGCCUUCGGAAGGCCUCCCAGGCCAAGGUCAUCUACGGGCUGGAACCCAUCUUUGAGUCGGGCCGCACAUGCAUCAUCAAGGUGUCCAGUCUGCUUGUGUUUGGGCCCAGCAGUGAGACUUCUCUCGUGGGCAGAAACUACGACGUCACCAUCCAGGGGUGCAAGAUCCAGAACAUGAGUCGGGAGUACUGCAAAAUCUUCGCAGCAGAAGCCCGGGCCGCGCCUGGCUUUGGGGAGGUGCCUGAGAUCAUCCCACUGUAUCUCAUCUACCGGCCUGCAAACAAUAUCCCAUAUGCUACCCUGGAGGAAGACCUGGGCAAGCCCCUGGAGUCUUACUGUUCUCGGGAAUGGGGCAGUGCUGGGGCUCCUACAGUAUCUAGCAGCUCUGAGGCCAUGCAGAAAUGUCAGACCUUCCAGCACUGGCUGUAUCAGUGGACAAAUGGCAGCUUCCUUGUCACAGAUUUGGCAGGGGUUGACUGGAAAAUGACUGAUGUGCAGAUUGCUACCAAACUUCGAGGAUACCAGGGCCUCAAAGAAAGCUGCUUCCCUGACCUGCUGAACCGGUUCGCCUCCUCCCACCAGUGCAACGCCUACUGUGAGCUGCUGGGGCUAACACCCCUCAAGGGCCUUGAGGCAGCCCACCCCCAAGCCAAAGCCAAAGGCUCUAAGAGUCCGUCUGCUGGCAGGAAAGGCUCCCAGCUGAGUCCUCAGCCCCAGAAGAAAGGCCUCCCUAGUCCUCAGGGCACCCGGAAGAGUACUCCAAGUGCCAAGGCUGCCCCUCAAGCCUCAGAGGCAGUCACCGUUCAGUUGUUGGGACAGCCUCCCAUUCAAGAGGAGGGUUCCAAGGCCCAGGGCAUGCGGUAGCCUCAACGGGAGGCUGGGGGCCUCCACCCAGCAGCAGACCAACCAGGAAGCAGCUUGAACCGGAUGGAGACUUUCCAAAUACGGAACUAACUGGAGAAGGUGCCUGGAGGAGGCACCACUUGGGGACCUCUCUGAGCAGCCUCUCAUGGAUCAGCUCCUCAUCAGAUGGCUUUGGUGCAUGGCACAUAGCCCACUGGCCUCUUCUGGUUCCACUGCCACCCAGGGUUCCCAGGCCUCAAGCAGGCCCCACCUCCAAGUGCCUGGUGGCCUAGGCCCUCCUUGAAGUUUACACUUUGCCCCUGCUGGAGGCUCCCCUGAGUCCUCUGCAUGAGUUCUGUACCCCAAGCCCUUGCCCCAGCCCAAUCCGGCAGCAGAUGUUAUUAUCCAAGUGAGGACAUGAAGGCCAGCAUUUACCCCGCUGCCUUUGCCUGGCCCUGAUCUCGCCCCAUUCUCAGGGCUCCAGACUUCCUCUGCUGGUCUGGCUUGGUGACUCUCAGGGUAUCUUCUCCUUCCAGCUACUUUGGCUUAUGGAUCUCAGCUUAUCCUGCAACUAACAUGUCCUUGAGCCCAGAUGGGGCUCAGGGCCCUUCCACAGCCUGUCAUGUCCUUGUGCAGUGGCCUUUGAUGAUGUGUGUUCAUGCUUUUCCAGCUCCUUCACUCACCUGCUUUCCAUGCUCCUUUGCACCCCCAGUCACAUCCCUGGCUUGGGGCCCAGCUGCAACCUGCUGCCUGCCCUUCACAACUCUGCACGUGGCCCUUUGCUUGAGAGCUCCCCACCCCCUGCCCACCAAUACCCAGGUGAGGAACAGACCCUCUGGCCUCUCACUCCACUUCAGUACUCUCUUCCCCAACUUCCCCCCGGGCUCUUUGCUCAUGAGGUGAGAGCUGGUGUAAGGGCUGUGUCAGCAGCUGUAGCCAGAGACAGGUGUUGACUCUGAGAGACCUUGACCUCCAUACUGAAAGCAGGUGGAGUCACAGUUAAUUUCACAUCCCCUCUCAUCCAGGAAUGGAGGGCUAGGUCUCUUCCCCAUGGGACUUCCCCUGGGUGUUCUAGGAGGGAUGCAAUCUGUCCGUGCACUUGGAUGGAGGGCUGUCUCUGUGCCUGGGAAUUAGGGCCCCUGCCCCAACCAUAGUUCUUGAUCCUGGACCCCAGCUCUGGGCCCUCAUGUAUGGGCUUCCAAGGACCCAGUGGCCUGGGUCCUUCCAGAACAUCCCUCCUGGAGGCCUGGGGGUGGUGGGUCUGCAGCUAGCCCGCUCCCCUUCGAAUGCAAUAAAGGCAGCAUUGUGUGUCCUGCUUGCCCUCAACUGGUGUUGUUGGAGGUCUGAGGAGUCAGGGUCCCCCUCUCCCAGGCAGGCUCUCUGAGGGUAUCCUGUAGUCCCGGGCCCACUAGAAAAAUGCAUCUGUAUUUUGGUUCCUGGACCGAAGUUCAGUUGUAGCUUUCUGUGGCCACAGAAAGACAUUCUGUGCUUGCACAACUGGGCUGCUGGCUUGUGCCCCUUAGCAGGGUGUCUGGGCACUUACACCUUUGGAAUUGCUCUUCAUUCAGAAGAGGAACACAAAGAAAGCCACCCAGGAAGGAAGCGCAGAGCUGGGGGCUCUGGAAACUCCCUGUUGUCUCUGGCCGCAGCAAGACCAGCUGAGGAGCCCACCAGUACCUGCCUCUCAGCUGCUUGCUGACCAUUUUCUACUUCUCAAGCUGCAGAGAAGUUCUUCAUUCCCACUCCCACCCAGAACCUCCCCUUGCCUGACAUUUCCCCUCCAUGGUGACAUCUCUGAUUUCUCUACCUCUGUGCUCAGGUGACUCCACAUCUUCCUUCUGCCCCAGUGUGUUCCCUCCUCUCCCAGCCUGCAUAUUCAGAUUACUUUGGUGAACUGAGAGCUGGAGUACUGCCCAUCCAUUUAUUCAUUCACCCACUCAUUCAGCAGACAUAUACUCAGCACUGCUUUAUGCCAGACCCUGGUUGGCAGCUGCUGGGAGGCAACGAUGUAUGAGGCCAUCUCAGGAGAGACUACCUGUUAGGAUUCUUGAGUUUUGACCAACUGAAAUGAACUUGGACCAACUUAAGCAAGGAGAAAGGGUUCAUGGGAAGGAUCUGGUAUAGCUCACAGAAUCGAAAGAGUAGCUGAACAGUUGGCCUUGGGAAGAGUGGGAGCCAGGGCAGCCCCAAGGCUUGCCUCCCAGGGUUGGCAGAUCAACACCAACUUGCCAUCCGACCUCGUGGGUCUCCUUCCACUCAAGAUUCAAAUUCCAGGUGAGAUAAUCUGGCCUGGAGCUCAGGGCUUCAUAGAGUAGGAGGGAGGCAGUUUUCCAAAGGUCUACUGACUCUUGCUGGAAGCAUGGUGGAGUCGGAAGGGUGGACAUGGUGGAAAUGGUGGGUGCAGAAGGGUUGGCAGACCCUAAAGAUGCUGCUAACACAAGUGCCAUCCUUCCCAUCUCAUGUGUUACAACUCGACCACAUAAAACCACAAUCGCAUUUCUCUCUGCUUAGGGAAUUCAGGAUCAUAGCUAACUUUUAAUUCCAGGGGUAAGACAGGGCUACUAUUCUCCAAAGUCCAGUGUCACUAGGGAUAAUCUCCCUCUUUCAGUUUUAUCACAAUUCCAUUUUGAAAUUCUACAACCUGUAGAUUAACUGGUAAAGUUAACUAUAUCCAACCAAAUCAUAUAACUCAGCAAGAAAGUAAGAAUGGGCAAAGUCUGCGGUCCAUUUCUAGAACUGGGCAUGGGAGCUCAUGUUUGUUUAUGAUUAUGCACUUUUGGCUUGAUGGAGUGACUCAAACCUUCAGUUCUGAAGCUCCUUCAUGGCCCUACUUGUGGGACAGGCAUUUACUAUUGGACAUGGCAGUCCCAGGACAAACUCCAGGAAUCUCCUCCAUGUCCGUCUCUACUGCCCCCUUUUACGUAGCAGCAAUCAUAUUUUCCCUUGAUAAGGUUCAGCAUUCUAGAUACUCCCAUGACCUCUUUAUAAUGAGCCUGAAAUGGCCCGGUGGCUGCCUCAGCUUCCAAUUCAGUUGAAUUGUUACUAUGUCUUUGAGGAUGUGUUUCUGGACUGGGGACUCAACUCUCCACACCAGCCUGGUCCCACAUCUCAGGUAUGAGAAAGGCAUUGAGAUCUAGCAGUAGCAAGGCCAUCUCCACACUGUGUCCUAUCCUUGAAGGAGAAACCGCCAGGUAUGGUUUCUGGCUCCAAGCGCGUGCUGCCUCCUGUGGGCCUGACCCAGCCUCUCGAGGUGUUGUUUCUGGUUCCAUAGCUGAGUUUUCAGUAAGCCAUUUCACCACACUCUCAAGCCAGCUGCUGCUGGUCUGGGUUCCUGAGAGGAUGAGUGAAUGCCUACACAUCAACCCAUAACGCUUCUUUUUGUUGGAAAGUGAAUUCUCUGGUCGGGUGCAGUGUGUGAGAAGGCCACAUGAUGUUUAUGACAUUUGAUAAUUCCAUGGAUAUUGAUGGUGGGAGAGGCGUGAUGGGUAAGAAAAGCAAAUCCAGAUCCAGAACAAGGACCCAAAGGGGCCAAGACAAAUUGCUGCCCCUCUCAGAGCUGCGGGUGUAGACGGGGAAGCACUGUGGAGAGCAAGUGAGCAACCCACAUGUGACCCACUGGUGCCUUCACAGCCCUAGCCUGGAGCAACAGAGUCCACCUGAUAACGGAGUGCACUGGCCCUGCCAGACUUUAUGGCCAGGUGGGUCAGAUAACACCACGAGGGGCAGCAUGGCCACCAAGUGUGUCAGGGCCGAGCGUUUAGGCUCCCCCAGAGCCCAGCGGUGAGCCAGAGGGGACUUUUGCUCAAGGAUAUUGGUUACUUGUCAGCAAGAGCAUCACUUGGCUCCAAAUCCUGGGGUUCCCUAUUGUAUUUUCUUGUCAGGACUUAUUCCAGGCUACAUAUGGCUCCCCAGUAUGCCACCGACGGACGGAUACCUCAUGCACCAUUGACCAGGUCAUGUGGCCUGAUGGCAGAGCCGGCUGCACAAAAGACUCCCAGCUGGGAUGCCUUUGUCUGCUUUAAGCCCACCCCAAAGCUGGCAGCCUUCUAGGUGGGUCGGUAAAUGGGUUGGAACAAGAUGCCUCAAGUGGCAUAUAUUGCCUGGAAUUAGGUCUUCGUGGUGAGGGAUUCAACAUACAGUCAUUUGUCCUACAUUAUGAAGGAAAUAUUCUGACCUCAAACAGAUCCCUCAACCCCUAGAACUUUGUAGAAGGGGUAGGCCAGGCAUGGUGGCUCACACCUGUAAUCCCAGCACUUUGAGAGGCUGAAGCGGGUGGAUGACAAGGUCAGGGGUUUGAGACCAGCCUGGCCAACAUAGUGAAACCCCAUCUGUACUAAAAAUACAAAAAUUAGCCGGGUGUGGUGGCACACGCCUGUAGUCAUAGCUACUUGGGAGGCUGAGGCAGGAGAAUCACAGGAACUUGGGAGGUGGAGGUUAUGGUGAACCAAGAUUGCACUACUGCACUCCAGCCUGGGCAACAGAGCAAGACUCUGUCUCAAGAAAUACUAAAAUAAAUAAUAAUAAUAGAAGGGGCAGAUUUUCACAUGAUUUAUCUCCCACUCUGAUUCACAUGUUUGAUCAGGGCACCAUGCAACUACCGAUUUGCUGUGCCUUCUGUAGUCCCAGAUGAAUGGCUACAGAUCCCUUUGGGGAAGGCUGCAAGGAAGCUUCACAACAUGCAUUAAGUGUUAAAAUAGGCUUUUCUUUCAAAAACACAUUUGACUUCCUCUCCAUUUAAGGUCUGGAAAUCAAGUGGGAGAUCUUGACUUGACUUUGGCAGCAGAAGACAGGCCUGUUGGCCCAGAAGUCUUUAGUUAAGGUCAUUACUAGGCCAUAUCCUAGGAGCAUCUGGCCUUUUUCAUCCUGGGACCCAAGCUCCAGGUCUGGUUUCUGUGCUCUGUCCGUUACGAUGAGCACUCUACUUUGUUCCUUCUGUCUAUCUCUGCUGCUGAGAUCAGGGAGCCCAUGUUCACAGCAGCUCUUCCAACCAGCCUCCCAGGCCUAGAGAGGAAAAUCAGCAGAGCCUUGUGAAUGUAUUUCUCAUGGCAAGAAGGGAGCCCAUCUUCUGGGUCCCACCAGAGGGCAGUUGAGGGGGGGGGGGUCGAUGGGCUGGGUGCAUGCCAGGGACCCAAUCAAGCAUUUUAUCUAAUGAAAUCUUUGAAUUCCUGCCUUUCUUGGAUGUUUGGUCUUUUGAUGUAAUUUAGCAUGGGCCAACAUUUGGUCCAGAUUUGUAUUAUUCAAGCCCCCCACCCCCAAAAUAGUAAGAACUGUAUCUGGUGAUUUGAGCUUUUACAUAGAAUGUGGAAUCUCUGCUGAGUGAACGUAUCAAUAAAGACAACCUGAACCACAA
Molecule: messenger RNA, 11232 nt
Organism: Callithrix jacchus (white-tufted-ear marmoset)
Lineage: Eukaryota; Metazoa; Chordata; Mammalia; Primates; Cebidae
Gene: ALPK3
Product: alpha kinase 3
Biological process (GO): cardiac muscle cell development; protein phosphorylation
Cellular component (GO): nucleus
Molecular function (GO): protein serine/threonine kinase activity; ATP binding
Source: RefSeq, a predicted model, not a curated record